This is a messenger RNA of Drosophila takahashii, 1132 nucleotides long. It is a transcript of the gene RabX6, whose product is annotated as RAS oncogene family member RabX6. The record is from RefSeq and is a predicted model, not a curated record. Gene Ontology annotation, biological process: vesicle-mediated transport. Lineage: Eukaryota; Metazoa; Arthropoda; Insecta; Diptera; Drosophilidae. Gene Ontology annotation, molecular function: GTP binding; GTPase activity.
CGAGUGAAAUCACAGCCAUGGCCACGAUGCGCAUACCCAAGCAGAAGGUGAUCCUGUGCGGCGACUACGGCGUGGGCAAGAGCUCCCUGUUCCGGCGAUUCGCCACCAACACCUUCGUCACGGAUACGGAUAGGAAAUCCACGCUGGGAUUGGACCACAUCGAUAGGGAAUACAGCGUUAAUGAGAAGCAGAUCAAGCUCCAACUCUGGGACACUGGCGGCAUGGAGCGCGUGGCCUCGGUGACCUCGUCUUACUACAAAUUCGCCGAGGGAGCCAUUUUGGUCUUCGCCCUGGACAACGCCGCCUCGUUCCACUCACUGUCACAGCACCUACUCGACAUUGUGACCUAUGCGGAGAACGCCAAGAUCUUCAUCUGCGGCAACAAGAGCGAUCUGGAGGGCAGGGAGCCGGAGGUGAGCGACGAGGAGGUGGAGGCCUUCUGCGAGCAGUGCCACUCGCUGAUCAGUGCCACCUACAAGACGUCCUGUCGCAGUGGCGCCGGCGUGGAGGAAAUGUUCCGGGACAUCUCCAGGCAGCUGGUCCAGGCCAAUCGCUCCAAGAUGGAGCUGCAGGCCCUGGAGCACAAGAGCUUCCAGGUGGACACCGCCGGCGGCGGCGGCGGCAGCGGGGCCAUCAACGAGGAGGACGCCUCCUCCUGCGGCUGCUAGCAGUUGGGGAACAUUGAGUUCGGCUAGGCACCUCCGAUCCUCGCCAGACUCAAUGACCGCCCAUGCAGAGAUGCAUUUUUACUGUUUUUAUUUUAUUUAUUAACAGUUCUCGGCUAUGUUUAUAAUUUUAGAUACACUUUCGUUUCGAAUUAAUGCGAAGAAUACGUCCCGAAUGCGAACACGAGUCAUAGAGUAGGAUAAGUUACUAUUAACCAGGCGCCAAACAUUAACCACUUAGACUUUGUACACGUAAAUUGGGAUGGGAAUAGAUAAAAGUCGUAGAAAAAGCAUUAAAUUAAAGGGUAAUACGAAUGAAAGGUUCUCUCCUACGACUUAUGGUAAUACCCCCAUCCUAUCGUAUAUAGAUUAGUGCUUUCUUCCACAGAAUAUAUCUCGUAAAGAUAAAAUAUGCUAAACAAUAAAUAAUCAACUCACGAAUUUGGAAUGGCUAGGCUUCGGCUAGA